Molecule: messenger RNA, 384 nt
Organism: Laccaria bicolor S238N-H82
Lineage: Eukaryota; Fungi; Basidiomycota; Agaricomycetes; Agaricales; Hydnangiaceae
Exons: 2
Coding region: 1-384 (127 amino acids)
Biological process (GO): monoatomic ion homeostasis; transmembrane transport; monoatomic anion transport
Cellular component (GO): plasma membrane; fungal-type vacuole
Molecular function (GO): borate efflux transmembrane transporter activity; solute:inorganic anion antiporter activity
Source: RefSeq, a predicted model, not a curated record
AUGACAAAAGUUUUAUCACAUACGAAAGAAAGGCGACAAUCUGGUGAACACCGACGGUCAACACUACGAACCUGGUUUGGAUGCCUUGGAAAGGGCAUAAUCUUAGACUUUCGCGCAAGAGCACCUUGGUAUUGGAGUGACUGGGUUGACGCCUGGAAUUACCGCAUCAUCCCAGCCACAGCUCUGAUUUUUUUUGCCAAUGUACUCCCAGAAAUUGCCUUCGCAUUAGAUUUAAUAGAGACCACAGAACAAUACGGCGUAACAGAAAUUCUACUGUCAUCCUUUAUGGCAGCAUUUAUUUUCUCCGUCUUUGGCGCCCAACCACUCACCAUCGCUGGUGUUACUGGUAUGUUGUAUGUGUUAAACCCUGCUGGUGCAGGUUGA